Gryllus bimaculatus (two-spotted cricket) is the source of this 1950-nucleotide messenger RNA. The record is from the annotation of a GenBank genome assembly. Lineage: Eukaryota; Metazoa; Arthropoda; Insecta; Orthoptera; Gryllidae.
GCAGUUUCAUACUCUUUGUUACAGAGAUAAGUCCAAAGAUUUGAUUUUUUCUCUUUGACUUGACCAAGAUUCGCGCGCACCUAAUGCCUCAGGGAGGAAUCUGAACCUGAAUCCCCGCCCGUUCUGCUUAUGAAUCAUCUUUAACGGAUGCUUGGCACGAUUGCGAAUUGUUGCGUUUGGUGUUGAGGUUGAGUGGUGUUGAGAGCUGGAGCUUGGGUUGCGUGUAGGAGUAUAGAAGUCCCGCGUGUAGGCGGCGAAAGCUUGUGUGAUCUUGUGCGAGUCGUGGUAGUAUUGUCGCGGCGUAUUGUUUUUGUCAAGUUAUUCAGGACAACCUGUUAACGAAAUCGAAGUUUUGUAAUUUCCAGUGAAUUUAUUCAUUCCACUCACCUUAUCGGAAAAUGCAUCAUUCUGCAAUAUCUAGAGCAAGGAAAGACGUGUCCAGGCGUAAACUUAAGGCCAUGGGAGACCACAAGGCAUUCUUGUCAAGAAUCAAGAAGUCGUUGUAUUAUGGAAAAUUGCCAGACACUGAGCGAUUUAGCCUUCCUGUAUCUGAAAUUGCUGCCGAAAUUUUUUCAAAAAUCAAAAACGGAAAAAGCUUGGAUCGAUUAGAUAUUGAAGAAGCUGCAGAUUUAUCCCGAAAUGCAUGUGUUUCUCCGUGCUCCCUUGUUCUAGCAUUGUUAUAUUUAGAAAGAUUGAAGACCUGCAAUACAGAAUAUCUACAGAGAGUGGCACCAUCUGAAUUAUUCUUGGUGUCAAUGAUGAUUGCUAGCAAAUUCCUUCAUGAUGAUGGAGAAGAAGAUGAAGUUUUCAAUGAUGAAUGGGCUACUUCAGCUGGACUAGAUGUUAAGGAAGUGAAUCGUUUUGAAAAAGACUUCUUGCAAGCAAUAGGAUGGGAAGUUUUUGUAAGUGAACAAGCUUUUUGGAACAGACUACAAGAACUUGAAAAAGAUGUAGCAUUACGAGAAGGAAAAAGAAGAGGCUGGUUUUCAUAUUCUGAUUUGGACCAUAUAUUGGAAAUGCUAGACUUGACAACUGUAGCACAAACUGUGAUUUCUGUGUCUGCUGUAUGUUUAACCAGUUAUACUGCGAGUGUGCUUACUCUUAUCGGUUCAGCAUUCAUAGUCAGUCAGAUUCCAGGCAGUUCCAUUAGUUCCAGCAUUUCUUCCAUUUCGAACAAUCGCCUUACCCCUGUCCAGCCUUUGGCAGAAGAAACCCAGUCUUUGCCCGUUUCAUCAGUUCUGGAUGAGGCUGAAACCAAUUCUAUUGUAUCUUCUUUGUCAUCCUGUGCUGGUAGAUAUGCUUCACUAGAAGAAUUGAAGAAAAUCAAUGAAAAAGACAAUGCUCAUAAUAGUAGUAAAUUUAGAGACUAUACAAAUCCUUGGCAUUUGAAUCUGGAUUGGAAUAGUGCUCUUUCCCAUUAUUCAAAAUGUAAUCAGAGCUGUGAAGACACUAUAGGCAAAGAAACGAAUAUUGUGAGUUUUCUGAACAAAUUAUUAGUUUCUGAAGAAAACAUAGAAGGCAAUUUCUCUAAUAGAUUGUUUGAGUGGCUAUUAUGGGCGAGAACAUGGUUGGAGUUGCCAUCAGCUCAGGGAAUCCAACAGACUGGUUAUUUGCCUGUGGAAGUUUCAGUAAGUUAAUAGAAAUGAUUUGUAUGAAUCUGGUACAAAGACUGGUUAUAUUGACUGACAUAGCAUUUUGAAGUAUGGUUUUGAGGUCUUGCCCAGUGCUACCCAAAGUUUUGAAUUUGUUUCAUGUGGUGCUGAGAGUUAUAUAUUUUUGUUUAUGAAAUCUCUUUAAUGACUAACACCUAUGAAACAAAAUAUUUUUUGUAACAAAAUUUUGUUUAUUUACUUGCUUUAUAAGGUCUUUUUAAAGGACCUUGCGAAUAAAUGUUACUUUGGUAUUGAUAAAAUGUAAUGAAAAUAAAGAUUCUAAACAUUCUUGCAUCAA